AUGGCCGCCCAACCUCUGCACCGUUUCGUCUACCUCCCAUACGAAAUCCGAGAAAUGAUCAUUGAAUAUGCUGCCACAGCCGGUUCGGAGUUCUUUUACUACAAACAGCACCUUGAAGAGCUCCGAAAAGUUGACCGCUUGUUCUGCGCGGUUGCCUCCCGCGAGCUUUUCGCCACCUGCACUGUCUACAUCAAUGACAGCAAACUCAUAGUCCCGAAGGGCAAUGGGCGAAAGAGAAAGAGAGGGAGGAGAGAGAAGAUGGAAAAAGCUUUACCUUUCACCGACUUUGAAAUAUUUCGGACAAAGAACAACAAUGUCGCCCACAACGUGCGCAAACUUAUAAUCGGCUGCCGCGGUUCUUGGGAACACCUCGAGGGUAUCAGAGACAAAAUCGAAUCAUACGGAAAGGACCUCAUGCGCAUCUACUUUCCCCUAUUAAUCCGUCUCCGUCGCCUUGAGUUUCUGAGCCUGACUAUCGCCUUCGACAUACUUGCGGAAUGUGAAAGCCGAUACCUAGCCAGAGCCCUUCUCGCGGGACUAAAGGACUACAUGCCCCCUCGCCUCGAUGACAUCUACGUCAGACACUAUAAUGUACAUUCUUCGCGGACACCGAGCGUUGACCUCCUCCCUUCCAUCAUGGCCCGCCUCCGCCACUUCAAAAGUAACUUAUUCGCACAUAAGCACUGGCUCGGACCAGAACAUUCCAAUGUCUUCCAUUUGCUCGGGCAUGGUGAAUGCCUCAUUUCCGUGGAGAUAGAUGGUCAGACCGAGUCUAUAUUAUCUAAGAAGGAACUGUCCCUGGCACCUCUCUGUCCAUCAUUGGUCCAUCCUGAUGCCCCGUUACGCUCUUUUAGACUCUACAUGUCUACCAUUUCGGCGUCCCGACUUGCUGGUCUUCGCCAUUUCAGGAAGUCACUACGCUAUGUCGGCUUGAAGGUUGUUAAGUUGGAUAGAGGGCUCUGGGACGAGGUGUUCCAAGCUCUCAGUGAGAUAGAAGGUCUUACCCUUCUGGGAAUACUCGCUUGUGGGUAUGACUCUAAGGGUUCGGGCAAGGACUUCGCUCAUAGCAGCGGGUCGUGCGGUUCGGAACUCUACUCGACAAGAAUAGAGGAUCAGCAGGCACUGGAGAAUUGUUUUGCGGCUACCAAGAGGAAUAGGCUAGCCAUUGGCGAUGAAUAA
Messenger RNA from Aspergillus niger, 1179 nucleotides. RefSeq lists its product as uncharacterized. NCBI's taxonomy places the organism in Eukaryota, Fungi, Ascomycota, Eurotiomycetes, Eurotiales, Aspergillaceae. The record is from RefSeq and is a predicted model, not a curated record. Bases 1 to 1179 code for a protein of 392 amino acids. The transcript is spliced from 2 exons.